GAUAUGACUCGGCGGCGCUAGGACCGUGGCUCUGCCAGUGCGCCGCAAAUCCCAGCAGAGAGAGAGAGAGAGAGAGAGAGAGAGAGAGAGAGAGAGGCUGUCGGUCUGCGCCUCGGCUCAACCCAUCACCGGCGGGGGAGGCUGCACCUUCUGCCGAGCACGGACCUGAACCAGCCGGGCUCUCCAUAUGGGCUCACCAUGCGCAGGAUUCGGGCCAACGCCAUCGCGAUUCUGACUGUCGCGUGGAUCCUGGGGACCUUUUAUUACCUGUGGCAGGACAACAAGCCUCAGACGUCGCCUUCGUCGUCGGCGGCGCAGACCCGCGGCAGGGGCCAUGGGCAGAAGGGGGUCUCCGGCCGGCUGGAGAUCCACCGGGACGACAGGACCAUCCCUCUGAUAGUGACCCAGCCCCCUCGACCUGAGACUCAAAACCAGCUGCUAGGCACCUUCGACGACAAGGCCUACCUGUCCUCGAAGCUGCUACGGCCGGGGGAUGAUCCGUACCGAGAACACGCUUUCAACCAGCAGGAGAGCGACCGGCUGGGCAGCGAGCGAGCCAUCAGAGACACCCGACACUACAGGUGUGCGUCUCUGAAUUAUGACACAGAUCUCCCAUCCACGAGUGUCAUCAUCACUUUCCACAAUGAGGCUCGCUCCACGCUGCUUCGAACCAUCAAAAGUGUCCUGAUGAGAAGUCCUCCACCCCUGAUCCAGGAGAUAGUCUUGAUAGACGACUUCAGCUCUGACCCUGAGGACUGCCAGCUGCUCGCUCAGAUCCCCAAAGUGCGCUGCCUGAGGAACGGCAGGAGAGAGGGUCUGAUCCGGUCACGUGUGCGAGGAGCCAACACGGCCUCGGCCUCCAUCUUGACCUUCUUGGACAGCCACUGCGAGGUCAACGCUGAUUGGCUGCAGCCGAUGAUCCAGAGGGUGAAGGAGGAUCAUACGCGAGUGGUCAGCCCCAUCAUAGACGUCAUCAGCCUGGAUAACUUCGCCUACUUGGCUGCCUCGGCUGACUUGAGAGGAGGAUUUGACUGGAGUCUGCACUUCAAAUGGGAGCAGAUUCCCAUCGAGCAGAAAAUGGCGAGAAGUGAUCCCACACAGCCAAUCAGGACUCCCGUCAUCGCUGGUGGGAUCUUCGUCAUGGACAAGAGCUGGUUCAACCACCUGGGCCAGUACGACACCCACAUGGACAUCUGGGGAGGGGAGAACUUUGAGCUUUCUUUCCGGGUGUGGAUGUGCGGAGGAAGCCUGGAGAUUCUUCCCUGCAGCCGCGUCGGUCACGUGUUCAGGAAGCGACACCCCUACGACUUCCCAGAAGGCAACGCUCUCACCUACAUCAAGAACACCCGGCGGGCGGCUGAAGUCUGGAUGGACGAGUACAAACAGUACUACUACUCUGCCCGGCCGUCAGCCCAGGGGAAGGCCUUUGGCAGCAUCACAGACCGUCAGACGCUGAGGCGAAAGCUGGACUGCAAACCUUUCCGCUGGUACAUGGAGAACGUCUAUCCUGAGCUCAGGGUCCCCGAGCAGGAAGCGGUUUCCAGUGUGCUGAAACAAGGCAGCCUGUGUUUGGAGACCCGCGGGGCGGACGGCCUCGGGCUGGCAGAGUGCAGGGGCAACGGAGGCAACAGGCCACAUGCACAGAAAUGGGAACUCAUAGAGCCGCUGAUCCGACAGCAGGACCUCUGCCUGGCUAUUUCAGCCUUCACAUCGGGGUCAAAGGUCAAGAUGGAGUCCUGCAACGCAAAGGAGCCCAGACAGAAGUGGAAGCCCAGAGGCUCGGCCCUGCAGCACAUGGUCAGCGGCCUCUGCCUAGACAGCCAGACCCCGACGGGCCCUCCCAUCAUUACACAGUGUCGCCCCCAGGUGGCCGGUCAGUCCUGGGAGCCGCAAAUUAUCACCUGAGCCACAGCAGACUGAGAGGGGGGGAGGAGGGAGGGAGAGAGGGAGAAUCUGGACCCGGCCUGCAGGAGGACUCGCUCUUGCUCGUUGUCUGACUGAAGGAGUGAGAACUGAACUUCUGUGAUGUCACUUUUGAAGACGUUGACGGCCUUUUGGAGCAGACGUUGAGGUCUCUCUGUGUACAGCGCUCCAUCCUCCUGGAUGCUGCAGUUCUUCUACGUAAUCUAAGCUUUUCUCUGAACACUGUUGCACAUCUCACCUUUCAUUUCUGUGUUUCUCCUGCUCCACGUUAGUUUCCAUAUGCAGUAGUAAGGAUUACCUCGAGGUCAUACUGUUCUGUAGCAAACAUGUGGAGGUGCACCUGACCUACUCGGAGUGGAAGCCGCUGCUCGCCUGGUCUCUGGUCUCCUGGUCUAAGGUGGAGGCGUGUCACAUGAUGGUGUGGACCGGGGGCAGCUUUAUGUAUAGCCAACUUUAAUCUGAGCUUUUCUUUUUGAUGCAGUCUUGAAGACGCCAUGCAGAGCACCGUCAGGAACAUUAUUUAUUGUUUUGCAUGGUCAGACCCAAAGAAUGUUUUUCUUUCUGUCUCUACAAAGUUUCAUGUAAAUAUCUGAAGCAGAUCACGGCCUGGUUUCUGUGUAAAGUAUUCGUUAUGUUGUUUGAGAAAUAAAAUGUGGUAAUAAAGGAAUUUACGCUUUAGUUUAUUUUUCUUUGUUUUGCAGAAUGAGUUGUUGUGCUGUUUGGUCUUGGUUGUUUGUUUUUGCAGAGGAGUGCCUCUUUAAAGUCUUUUUAUUGCAAACAGUGUUUACAGUACAAACAUAAAGACAUUCUUCCAUGA
Notolabrus celidotus (New Zealand spotty) is the source of this 2740-nucleotide messenger RNA. It is a transcript of the gene galnt16, whose product is annotated as UDP-N-acetyl-alpha-D-galactosamine:polypeptide N-acetylgalactosaminyltransferase 16. Gene Ontology annotation, cellular component: Golgi apparatus. The transcript is spliced from 15 exons. The coding region runs from base 199 to 1905 and encodes 568 amino acids. The record is from RefSeq and is a predicted model, not a curated record. Lineage: Eukaryota; Metazoa; Chordata; Actinopteri; Labriformes; Labridae.